This is a messenger RNA of Maylandia zebra (zebra mbuna), 1177 nucleotides long. RefSeq names its product stress-associated endoplasmic reticulum protein 1. Gene Ontology annotation, cellular component: endoplasmic reticulum. Gene Ontology annotation, biological process: endoplasmic reticulum unfolded protein response. The record is from RefSeq and is a predicted model, not a curated record. NCBI's taxonomy places the organism in Eukaryota, Metazoa, Chordata, Actinopteri, Cichliformes, Cichlidae.
GUAGUUCCGGGGUCAGGGCUCGCUCAGCUAACAUCAACCAAACCGUUGACGGUAACACGGAAACAGAACGAGCUGACUGUCCUCUCCUCCCGGACGUUCUCCUCCGCUACCAGCGAGCCUCCUGCCUCUGGAUCCCGGCUGUUCCCGCCUCUUCCUCCGUCCUCCUGGUCCGCACCGGUCAAUAAGCCUGAAGCAUGUCGGCAGUGCAGCGGAUGAAAGUGGCAAACGAGCGACACAGCAAGACGAUCACACAGCGGGGACACGUCCAGAAAACGUCGCGGCCAGUAAACGAUGAGAAGUCUCCGGUGGGCCCGUGGCUGCUCGCUCUGUUCGUCUUUGUGGUUUGUGGAUCAGCCAUCUUCCAGAUCAUCCAGAGCAUCAGGCAGGGCAUGUGAUGAUCUUUGACCCCAGAGAUGCUGAGCCCGAUGGAGGGAGGGAGGGGCACAUCGCCUUCAAAACACACCCCCAACACACUCUCUCACACACACACUUGUACCUGUGGAGUCUGGACUCUUCCCUCUCUCUCUGCAGCACAUCGCCUGUUUGUUUACUCCCGUCUCUGUCGAUGAAGCUGAUCCAUCACAUAUUGAUAAUUGGUUCCUGUCAGAUGAAGUCUUAAAUCCUCUUCCUGUCGGUCGUCCAGCUGCUGUCUCUCGUCUCUGCUGCUUUUCUCAGUCCCCGGUUUAAAGGGACAAAGCGCUGUUCUUCCUGCUGUCGGCUCAUUAAUCAUAAAUCCUGCGAACGCGCCUCCUUUCUCAGACCGUCGCUCAGUCUUUAGGACCCUCGUGAGUCUGAGCUCAUUUACUCAGAAAGACUCAGCCAUCAUACUGUGAAUCAUUGUAAUAACAGGACAAAGUUAAGGUUCAGACAGAUGUUUACAUGCAGCACGCCUCAGAUUUUAAACUUUUGUACAUUGAAGCCUGAGAAGAGCAGCCCAGCCUGGAAGACUUUUAAUGUGAAAAAAAAGAAUGUCUUCCAAAUUAAAAGUCUAACACACCUGUUCUAGUUUCAGUUCAUAUUGAGUGUAUUUGUUGUGAAUUUUGUAUUUUUGUCAAUAAUAGUUCAGUGAUUUAUGUGAUUUCGAGUGCUGUUGCUAACCGCUGUUUAAUGACUGCUUAUUACUUAGUGUUUCAAAUGUGAAACAAACAAAAAGAACAAAUCUAUUUAUUUCUGAGGA